AUGCGACCUCGCAAGCCCGAAGUCCCGGCCAUCAAGUCCUUCACCCAGGCUGACGCCACUGGGCCUCAGCACGCCUUCUUUGAGCAGCUCAUUGACCAUGACCACCCUGAGCUGGGCACCUUUCAGCAGAGAUACGCGUGGAACGGAGAGUUCUACAAGCCUGGAGGCCCCGUUAUUCUGAUGGGACCUAAUGAGAGCGCUCUGGAUGGCUACGAGAGAUACACGACCAACGUGACUCUUCCUGGCGUCGCUGCUCAGGAACUCGGUGCCGGUGCCUUGAUCAUUGAGCACCGCUACUGGGGACAGAGCUCGCCUUACGACAUCCUCUCCACUGAGAACAUGCAGUACCUCACUCUGGAGCAGUCGGUCAAGGAUCUCGUCUACUUUGCCGAAAACGUCGUCCUUCCUUUCGACCUGAACCGAACCAGCACCCCCGAGAAGGCUCCCUGGGUCCUCGUCGGCUGCUCUUACAGCGGUGCCCUCACGGCCUGGGUGCAGGAUCUCGCUCCUGGAACCUUUUGGGCGUACUCGUGCUCCAGCCCCGUCGUCGAGGCCGUCGGCGAGCUGUGGCGGUACUUUGAACAGGUGAAGCUGGCGAUGCCCAAGAACUGCUCUUCGGACUAUGCCCAGGUUAUCCAGCACGUGGACCAGGUGCUUCAGGGACACAGCGAGAAGGCCAAGCAUGACUUGAAGACUCAGUUUGGCUUGGCUGAUCUCGAGGAUGCUGAUUUCGGUGCUGCUUUGAACAAUGGAUUGUAUACUUGGCAGAGCGUGCUGUUCUCGGAUGCCGUCAACCCGCUGCUUGAGAUGUGCGACUAUGUCGAGAACCAAUGGCCUGGCAGCACUGGCCCUGUUCCCGGAGCCAAGGGAGUUGGUCUGACCAAGGCUUUGGCUGGAUACUCCAAGUGGUUCACCACCCAGAGCUUGCCUGGAUCUUGUGCCGGUUAUGGAUACUGGUCCAACCCCAACGACACGUCUUGCUACAACACGUACAACGCAUCGAGCCCCCUGUUCACUGAUCUCACUGUUGGGAACAGCGCCAACCGUCAAUGGAACUGGUUCCUCUGCAACGAGCCCUUCAAGUGGUGGCAGGUCCGCGGCCAGGGCAACCUCGUCUCCCGCACUGUCAACGAGCCCUACUUCGAGCGCCAAUGCGAGCUCUUCUUCCCCCGCGAGGGCAAAUACACCUACGGCAUCGCAAAGGGCGCCACCACCGACAAGGUCAACCACGUCACCGGCGGCUGGUUCAACGUCAACACCCACCGUCUGCAGUGGACCGCCGGAGAGUUUGAUCCCUGGAGGCCUGCUACCGUCAUGGCUACGAACCGGCCUGGCGGCCCGCUGCCUUCGACGGCCCAGCAUCCCGUGCACAUCGUUCCUGGAGCGGCGCACUGUGGAGAUUUGUUGGUGAGGAACGCGAAUGCGAAUGAGGGUGUGAAGAAGGUGUUUGAUGCUGAGGUUGCGAACAUUGUGGCGUGGGCGAAGGAGUUUUAUACGGAGAAGGGCAAGCCGCAUUAUUAA
This is a messenger RNA of Trichoderma harzianum CBS 226.95, 1521 nucleotides long. RefSeq lists its product as hypothetical. Bases 1 to 1521 code for a protein of 506 amino acids. Gene Ontology annotation, biological process: proteolysis. Gene Ontology annotation, molecular function: serine-type exopeptidase activity; dipeptidyl-peptidase activity. The record is from RefSeq and is a predicted model, not a curated record. The transcript is spliced from 4 exons. Lineage: Eukaryota; Fungi; Ascomycota; Sordariomycetes; Hypocreales; Hypocreaceae.